UCAGGGGAGGGCGAGAGUAUGGCGAGAGGCGGAACAAACCGGUGUGUGUGCCCGGAUACACGCUGAAACGGCUCGCCCGCACUGCAGAUUAACCCUUCAGACGCCGGGGAUGCUCAACACUAAAGCACAAGUCCCUGCAUCCGCGUCUCUUUGUGUGUUUGUGGGUCUGUUUGGUCGUGUUGUAUGUUGUGAGGAGGUUUUCCCCCUGAUAUUGAGGCACAACACUGGCUCUCCGCGAUCCUCGGUGUAAUCGAGUAAUCUGACAGGCAGAGAUAUAGCCUGAUGAUCCAGUGAUGGACAGCUCCUCGACUGAGGGUUUUUUGCAGAAGUUAAAUAUUUAAGACAACUAUAUAAGCGACAACAACAAAUCAUCAAUCUACCUCUGACAAGAUCAGCCAUAAGUAACCUAUCAACUCUGUUUGACCACAAAUCUUUCUUUGUGACUGUCUGAAGAUCCACUUUUCUCAACCAAGUCAACACCUCUUACAUAUAGGCCAUUAUAUUGCUGCAAGGAAAAGCCCUCAGCCAAUCCAGUGGCUGACGGGUUUGGGGGAGGAGGAGCUUGAAGUGUCAUCAGGAGUGUUGUGAAGUUGGUGGCGAGCAGCAGGCUGCUGGGGCCCGAAUGCAGAAUAUCCUCGAGCAGAACUUGGACAUGGCCACGGCUCUGCUUGCGGGUGAGAAGUUGAAGGAGUUGAUCAUGCCGGGAUCCACACAGGAUGAGAAAGGCGGGGCACUCGCGGGUCUCAUGGUGCAACUCAAACUAGAGCUGCCCUUUGACCGGGUCGUCACUAUUGGGACUGUCAUCAUCCCCAUACUGCUGGUCACAUUAGUUUUCACACGGAACUUUGCAGAGGAAUCUAUAUAUUGCUACACCCCACACAACUUCACACGAGACCAGGCCCUGUAUGCCAGAGGCUAUUGCUGGACAGAGCUGCGAGAUUCAGUGCCUGGAGUCGACCCUGAACUUCGCCCGUCAUUGUUUGAACACAAGUUUCUGCCCUACGCUCUGCUGGCCUUCGCAGGCAUCAUGUACAUACCUGCCCUGGGAUGGGAGUUCAUGGCCUCCACUCGCCUCACCUCUGAGCUCAACUUUCUCCUUCAGGAGAUCGACAACUGCUACCACAGGGCAGCGGAGGGCAGGGCGCCCAAGAUCGAGAAGCAGAUCCAAUCCAAAGGGCCAGGAAUUACAGAGCGCGAGCGACGGGAGAUCAUUGAAAAUGCUGAGAAGGAGAAAAGUCCCGAGCAGAACCUGUUUGAGAAGUAUCUUGAGCGCAGAGGGCAGAGUAACUUUCUUGCUAAGCUAUACCUGGCGAGACAUUUAGCCAUCAUCUGCCUCAGCUCAAUACCUAUAACAUACCUGAGCGCGUACUAUGCUCGACAGAGGCAGAAUGAGUUUACUUGUGCACUUGGCGAGCCGCCAGACACAAGCAGCAUUCCUGAACUGAGGUUGAAUGUGAACUGCAAGCUACCAGCCGUGCAACUCCAGCGCAUCAUGGCCGCUGUGGACAUUUCUUUGCUGUGCACCAUGAACCUUAUUAUCCUUUUGAACUUGCUGCAUUUGUUUGUAGUGCGCAAGUCCAAUUUUGUCUUUGACAAGCUACACAAAGUCGGCAUUAAAACACGCCGGCGCUGGCAGAAGUCACAGUUUUGUGACAUUAACAUUCUGGCCAUGUUCUGUAAUGAGAAUCGAGACCACAUUAAGUCUCUCAACAGACUGGAUUUUAUCACCAACGAGAGCGACCUCAUGUAUGAUAAUGUGGUGCGGCAGCUGCUGGCAGCGCUGGCUCAAUCAAACCACGAUGCCACUCCAACCGUGAGAGACUCUGGUAUCCAGACUAUUGACCCCAGUAUGGACCCCUCAGUGCUCGGUGUGGGAGAGCUGGGAGGAGAGCCCUCGGUAAUCAAAAGACCUCGCAAAAAGAUGAAGUGGAUCCCCACAUCUAACCCUUUGCCGCAGUCUUUUAAAGAACCCUUGACUCUAACAAGACUGGAAAAUAGCAUAAAGGCAGAGAAACCUAAACCAGUCCGAAGGAAGAAUGUAGCAGAUAGUAUUAUUGCUCCACUUCUGGACAGCAAGAGCACACAGUAUCCUCCUACUAGCAAAGAAACAAUUAAUAUAGAAAAGAAACACUCUCUUAACCUCUCGCUGGAUGUUCAUCCCUACAUGCUGACUAUCCAGAAAGCAGAAACAGUCAACCCUGAGCCUCCCCCUGUUGAGCACUCUAUCAGUAGUGUGUAUAUUGAGGGUCCGCAUACAGUUGUCCAUGUCUCAUCUACUCUUACUGAAAAGAAAGAGUCUCCUCCACUGUCCACCACCACUGCCUUCUCCACAGCCACUCUUCCCACAAACUCCUAUUUGAAUGGUGGGACGGCCAGCAUGCCUCCUCCUCUAGACUCCCCGAAAGUUAUAGGUCCCCUCAACCAGGAGACAAAGCCUGAGAGCCAGCCUGUGCCAUUUAGUCGAAACCCCUCACUCCCGCUGCUGAGCAUUCAUCAUACCUUAUAUGAACAGGACGAGGAUGAGCAAAACAGAAGACUAGCCAGACCGGGCGAGCUGAUUGCUGCUGGAGAGUGUUGAAGGAAAAUGCAGAAACAGGCCUGCGUGCACACAAACACACAAAAACACAACAAUGCAAAAGCACUUAGAGCAUUAACUGAAGCACAAAGGAAUAUGCUGGUUUUAGGGUCAUAUCUAUAUAGUUUGGUUGUUAUGGGUAAUCUCAGAUUAUUCCAUUUUCAAGAAUUGGGCCAGGCGAUGUCUAAAAUAUUAUAGUCUUAAAGGUGCACUUUAUUUAGGUUCAAAUGAUCAAAUAUUUUUUAUUUUUAACUGGCCAGUAUGGUAUAUGACCAGUGUUAGAUUAAAUAGAUGCAGAUUUGGUGACUGACGUCACUCCUGAAAUAGAUGGAAGCUUGUUUCUGCCAUCGGAAAAGAAUCAUAUCUGACAAAUAGAACUUUUUCCCCCAAAAAUGACAAGCUAAUAACUUGCAGUUCUUAGAAUUUUAUUGAAUUGUCUUUUAUAUGUAUGUGUAUUUCAUUUCAUAUAUCUCAAAGCACUACAAAUAUCUUGGUUACACUUAAUAUUACAGUCCAGUUUUGCAUGUACAUUCUAUAUACACUCACCGGCCACUUUAUUAGGUACACCUUAUUAUUAGGCAGUUCAGUGGGCGCAAAUGCCUUGUUGAUUCCAGAGGAGAAUGGCCAGACUGGUUCAAGCUGAUAGAAAGGCAACAGUAACUCAAAUAACCACUCGUUACAAUCGAGGUAUGCAGAAGAGCAUCUCUGAAUGCAGAACACGUCCAACCUUGAGGCAGAUUGGCUACAGCAGCAGAAGACCACACCAUGUGCCACUCCUAUCAGCUAAGAACAGGAAACUGAACCUCUGACAGGAAACUGAACUCACACAGGCUUACCAAAAUUGGCUAAUUGAAGAUUGAAAAAACAUUGCCUGGUCUGAUGAGUCUCCAUUUCUGCUGCAACAUUUGGAUGGUAGGGUCAGAAUUUGGCAUCAACAACAUGAAAGCAUGAUCCAUCCUGCCUUGUAUCAACGGUUUAGGCUGCUGCUACUGGUGGUGUAAUGGUGUGGGAGAUAUUUUCUUGGCACACUUUGGGCCCAUUAGAACCAACUGAGCAUCGUGUCAAUGCCACAGCCUUCCUUAGUAUUGUUGCUGACCAUGUCCAUCCCUUUAUGACCACAUUGUACCCAUCUUCUGAUGGCUACUUCCAGCAGGAUAAUGCGCCAUGUCAAAAAGCGCAAAUCAUCUCAGACUGGUUUCUUGAACAUGACAAUGAGUUCACUGUACUCAAUUGGCCUCCACAGUCAUCAUAUCUCAAUUCAAUAGAGCACCUUUGGGAUGUGGUGGAACGGGGAUUCUCUUUGGAAUAUUUACAGUAUGUGGAAUAUUUCCAGUACCUUGUUGAAUCUAUGCCAUGAAGGAUUAAGGCAGUUCUGAAGGCAAAAGAGUGUCCAACUCGGUACUAGUGAGGUGUACCUAAUAAAGUGGCCGGUUAGUGUAUAUAUUAAACCUCAACCUACCCAAAACCAAACUUUAAAGGUGCACUAAGCAAUAUUUGAAAAUGCUUUUCACCACAGUGUUGGACAGAGUUCCAAAAUACAUCCAAUCAGCAGUAAAGGGUGUAUAUACUAUAACUAUAUCGAUAAAGAGAUAGCAGUUGCAAAAGUUGCAAGGUCAUGGGCAAUAGGCGUAUUUGUUUCAAAUGACAAAAUUGUUCAGCAAAAUUUGCUCAGUGCACCUUUACCCAGUACUUUUUAAAAGUAAAAGACUGUAAGUGCAUGUAAAUAAAUAUAUUGUAAAAUAAAGGGCAACCAAUAAUUAUUUAAGUUAAAAAGUGCACCUCCUAACAUCAUUCCCCAGUCUUACAUUCACAGACGUUAAAAGGAAAAUAAAAUCAAUCGCCCAUGACUUUGGUGCUCACCAUAUGGGUUAAAGAGUUCCCUAAGACAUUCCAAAUGAAGGCAAAGGCCCAUUAGAUUUUUGCACAAAGCACCAUUUGUUCCUGUUUAGCGUAGUGUCAAUGCAUUUGUGUGUUUUUCUUUUUACACAUUCAGGGUCAGCUUCAUAUAAUGUCUUGAGGUAUUCAACGCAAUACAUGUAUUCUUAAAAUAUGCAACCUCAUUUCCUACUGUCGCAAUAAUAUGCACAUUUGGAAUGUAUAUAAUUAGCUGUACAGGAAGAAAUAGUUCUUAGAUAUAAUAUGAGAGAUUAUAGGCUUUUUUUAAAUGACGUUCAUCUACACCUCUGGUGCACUUACUCAAUGAGACUGUAUCACUCUGGAUCAUUCAACUCCGGAUCGCUUGAAGAAAUGUGGAUCCUUAUACCAGCUUUUUUUAAAGCUGUUUUGUUCAGACAGAUGUUUUCCAACUAAAGAGGAUUCAUAAAAUGGGCUUUUAAUACCUAUUGUAUGUCACCAUGAACCACAACUCGUGUGAAAUGUCAUUUUAUCUUUGUAAAAUCUAGCUAAAACCUUUGAUAUUCACUAAUGGUGAAGUAUUAAAAAUGCCCUGCCAAAACACUUUUACAAGAAGCGCACAACAACUCACAGCAAAUAGAUUCCAGGAGCACUUGUUACCACAUGGCAUGAGAUUGAUAUUAGGAGUAGUUGCUGCAGCUCACUGUUUUUUUAGCAUAUAUCAUGGUCCAAGUGCAAUAUUUUGAUAAUGAUUAUGUGAUACAGGGACGAUCAUAAAUCACAAUACCAUCAGAUUGGAAGGAACUGCACUUGAUUUUUCAGGCUUGGGUCUUUGUUAAUAUAAUUUGAUGGUAUUAUGGGUGCUAAUAUCAAGCUUGAAAAUAUUGUAGUGGCAUUCAGUCUUUGAGACUGAAUAUGUUCAAAUGGGGUUAGAUACUAUGGUAAAAAUGUGUAUGGCUUACGUCACCUAGUUUGUUUUGUUCUUGCAUUUAUUGCAAUUUCAUUUUUUGUUGUCUGUUUUGGCACAAAUUCUUAAGAAAUGCUUUAUAUAUAUGUGUGUAUAUUUAUGGAACUGCAGCAUAUCAACCAAGUAAUCUGCUUAGAGAAAUGAAUUAUGCUAAAUAGAAAAAUGUUAGAUUAUCACAUGGGUUGUAUACUGCAUGUCCAAAAGUUAAGCAAACACAUUAUUCGGAUAGGGAAAAAACAUACAUUUGAAUCAUAAAUGCAAAAACUCACCUAGUCUGUCUUGCACAUAUCAGCCCUUCAUCUUUUUCUGUA
Messenger RNA from Danio aesculapii, 5707 nucleotides. It is a transcript of the gene panx2, whose product is annotated as pannexin 2. The record is from RefSeq and is a predicted model, not a curated record. Gene Ontology annotation, molecular function: channel activity. Lineage: Eukaryota; Metazoa; Chordata; Actinopteri; Cypriniformes; Danionidae. Gene Ontology annotation, biological process: positive regulation of interleukin-1 production; monoatomic cation transport. The transcript is spliced from 7 exons. The coding region runs from base 623 to 2578 and encodes 651 amino acids.